CCGCUGCAUGCAUGUUGGGAAUGCACAUUUCUCAACUUCGAGUGUUCUUGCUUUGUGGCUUUGGAGAAAUCUGAGGUCUCCCAUCUUUUGCACCUACACUCAUCGGGAGACUCCAUUAACGCAGUGCAUGGUCUUGCUAAUGCUGAUUUAUCACGUCUUCUCAUCAUGCUCCCUUCACCACAGAGUCCACAGGAUGAUUCUUCGCAUCGUUCGCAUCCGGUCAAACUUCGCAAUGCAUGUAACCAUUGCUGUGCGGCUAAGGUCAAAUGCUCGGGCGAAAAGACGGGUUGCGAAAGAUGUCGAAACACCGGCUCUCAAUGUAUUUACAUGGAAUCCAGAGUGGGCAAAGUUCCGGGAAUCCGAGCAAAAAGAAAACAAACAUUCAGCCAUGAACCUCCACAACAGCAAAACAGGACAAGGAAAAGUCUUUCUGCCGACCCUCUGGGGGGCUCUAUCAUUACCCCAGGCGAAAUCAGUCUGCAGAACCAUGAGCAAGAUACGAUCAUGGUGUGGACUAAUGACUGGAACUUUGAAGGCCCCGAUGACUCCGGCAUUACUCAUACCACUCACCAUAGUCUCAAUGAAGCGCCAUCGGGCUCCUUGGAGUCUACCGGAGCUCCCACCAUGGGUGAAGACUGUCGUCCAAUGUUAUAUGCAGGCUUUGAGGAGCUAUUGAUGCAAGAGCCCGCCACUGGUGCUCAACUCCCAGAUCAUGCGGCAAGUGUACGCUCCCCUCAGAUGUCCAUGUCCCUUGGGCGGCAGCCAAGAGGCGAGAUCGACAGUCAAUGCUUGUUAGAGUGCUCUCAGAUGAUCACCGACCUAGAGACGUAUAUCAUGACAGACCUUCAGGCUUUCAAAAUCAUCAUGGGAAUUGUCAAGAAGGCACUCGAGAAAGUCAGUCAACUGGUUAGACUUCAGCAGGCCUCAAGUAAUCUUCGAUGCCUCCUCUUGUUCACCACCCUCAUGUAUCAGAUCCUUGAGCUCCUUGAGGUCUGUGUAGUGACUGUCGAGGCCGAAAGACAGCGUCAGAAGGAUUCUAAGUUAGGUGAGGGUCCUUCUAUUUUUACGUUCGGGGACUUUUCUGUCGAUGCCGAGGAGCAGUCAGCCUUCCGAGUUCAAAGAAUGUUGAAAGAGGUUCGGCAAGGGACGGAGACUAUCAAUAAACUGAGGAGCCUGGCGGGAGCAGAACUCAGUCCAAGUGGGUUGACCUAUUUAGUAGCAGGCCAGCGACUUGAAGCUGGGGAUUAUUAUUCGGACCUCGAGAUGCGAUUCAGAACUCUUGCGAAUCGGCUUGAGACCAACAUGUAAAUAAUAAAGAAGGCC
Messenger RNA from Truncatella angustata, 1323 nucleotides. RefSeq lists its product as uncharacterized. Lineage: Eukaryota; Fungi; Ascomycota; Sordariomycetes; Amphisphaeriales; Sporocadaceae. Gene Ontology annotation, cellular component: nucleus. Gene Ontology annotation, molecular function: zinc ion binding; sequence-specific DNA binding; DNA-binding transcription factor activity, RNA polymerase II-specific. The transcript is spliced from 3 exons. Gene Ontology annotation, biological process: positive regulation of transcription by RNA polymerase II. The record is from RefSeq and is a predicted model, not a curated record. Bases 166 to 1308 code for a protein of 380 amino acids.